Messenger RNA from Fusarium sp. VM40, 2583 nucleotides. The record is from the annotation of a GenBank genome assembly. NCBI's taxonomy places the organism in Eukaryota, Fungi, Ascomycota, Sordariomycetes, Hypocreales, Nectriaceae.
AUGGCGAAGUUGGCGCAAAAGUUGGAGGCUCCGCCGAGUAAUUCGGCUGUCGAAAUAACAGAUACAACUCGUAAUGAUAUACUCCCCGAAUCGCAGGAGUCACUUGGAUGUGAGCGUGGCUUUGAAAGAGGCCUUGACGUCACCCAGGAUGAUUUGCUUGAAGCAAGAGAGGUUGCGGCUACGUUAUCCCUUGAAGAUGUCCACAAAACAAUGGAGAAAGUAUACAAGCUUCAUAAAAGAGAUCCCAAUUUCCCACUCUCUGUGAUUAACAAGAUCGAAGCAUUCCUAAAUAACGACGAUGUUCUGCAACAUCCAGAGCGCCAUGAAGCGCUCAUCCAAGAGAUCAAGAUUGAAACAGCCUUGAUCACACACAACUCACCGUAUGCUGAAGUCCGCGCAAUAGUCGACAACCACGACGACCCAAACCUGCCGUGCUCUACGAUCCGCGCCUGGUUUGUGGGCCUCAUCUUCUCGUGCGCAGUCACCUUUAUCAACAGCUUCUUCGAGAUCCGGCAGCCCAUGAUCAGUGUUAGCGUUGUUGUGCCUCAGCUCUUGGCCUACCCUCUUGGCAAGUUUCUUGAGAAGACUCUUCCUGACAUGGGCGUUACUCUCUUCGGAGUGAGACAUGGUCUCAAUCCCGGAGUAUUUAAUAAGAAGGAACAUAUGCUGAUUACUAUCAUGGCGAGUAUCUCCAUGGCGUCGCCUUAUACGAACUACGUUGUUUGGAUACAGUACCUUCCCUUUUACUUCAAUCAGCCUUACGCCAUCAGUAUUGGAUAUCAGAUCUUGCUAGGACUCUCGUCCAAUUUCAUCGGAUAUGGUCUCGCUGGUUUGUGUAGACGUUUUCUCGUCUACCCGUCUUAUUGUCUAUGGCCGACAACCUUGGUCUGUAUAGCUUUGAAUACAGCACUUCACGACGAAGGUGACGUUCCUGUUCCUAGUCCGUUCAAGAAGAUCUGGAAUAUGUCUCGCUUCAAGUUCUUCAGUAUCGCAUUUGGUGCAAUGUUUGCCUAUUUCUGGCUUCCAAACUAUCUCUUUGCAGGGCUGAGUUGGUUCAGCUGGAUGACCUGGAUAGCCCCCAACAAUCGUGAUCUGGCUAUCAUCACAGGUGGGCAUACUGGGCUUGGCCUCAACCCUCUGCCAACACUGGACUGGAACAUAGUUUCUAUGGCCUGCGAUCCCCUUAUGGUACCGUUCUUCACCACUUUCAAUUUGUUUUGUGGCUCAAUGCUCAGCUUCUUUCUUAUCGUUGGUGUUUACUACGGAAAUGCCUUUCAUACGGCCUACCUCCCUGUCAACUCGAAUCGCGUGUUUGAUCAUUUUGGUGGAUUAUACAAUGUGUCUGCCAUUCUAGAUGAGCGAGGGAUAUUCGACCCUAAGAAGUAUGAGGCAUACUCACCUGCAUUCUUAACAGCUGCUCAUCUUAGCUCAUAUAUCUUCUUCUUCGCCAUAUAUACAGCAGCCAUUACCUAUGGUGCUCUUUACCACCACCACCAGAUAAUCCUUGGCUUCAAAGACCUCAUCAACAGUUUUCGUCCGUCAAAACGAAAAGAUUUCGAGGACGGACAGGUGCUUGAUGCGCACAGUCGGCUAAUGAAAGCCUAUCGAGAAGUCCCUGAAUGGUGGUACCUCGUGUGUCUCGCAAUAGCAUUCAUCAUUGGGAUCGUCGGUAUUUCCCAAUGGCCUACGAAUACCACGCCAGCAGUUGUGCUGUUCGGCAUACUCCUCAGUCUCAUCUUCGUUGUCCCCGUCGGCAUCAUAUCCGCCACAACAGGGGUGCCAGUCCCUCUCAACGUGAUAGCUGAGUUUCUGGGGGGUUCCUUUGUUGAGGGAAAUGCCAUUGCGAUGUGCUUCUUCAAGACAUUCGGGUUCACAACUUGCACCCAAGCAGUUGCCUUCAGCGCUGAUCUGAAGCUGGCACAUUACCUCAAGAUACCGCCGCGGUUCACUUUCUGGGCACAGAUAGUCCCUACACUUGUCUCGACACUUGUAUCUGUUGGUGUUCUUCAGUAUCAGAUAAACUUGGAGGGAGUGUGUACACCUGAUGCCCCCUAUCGUUUCACAUGUCCUGGUCUGAACAACUUCUUUACAGCGGCGGUGCUUUGGGGAACCAUCGGGCCUAAAAAGCUCUUCGGCAAUGGAGGCCAAUAUAUCGAGGCCCUCGUGGGCUUUCCCUUAGGUGUAGCCAUAGUCCUUAUCUUUUGGUGGCUUGGCAGGAAAUACCCCAAAAACAAGCUCGUUCGAGGCACUCACCCAGUUGUCUUUCUUGCAGGUGGUAUGGUCUGGGCUCCAUAUAACCUCAGCUAUAUCUGGCCUGCUGUGCCUAUUGGCUGGCUCUCGUGGAUGUAUAUCAGGAAGCGUUAUCUCGCCUUCUGGGCAAAGUACAACUAUAUCCUCUCGGUUGCUCUCUCGGCUGGCGUUGCGUUAUCGGCGCUGUUCAUGUUCUUUGCUUUGCAAUACAAUGAUAUCAACCUCGACUGGUGGGGAAAUAGAAUUCCGUUUGAGGGAUGUGAUGGGACUCAAUCAUGUUUACUCAAGACCGUUGCCCCAGGAGAGUAUUUUGGGCCUGAUAACUUUGGAUAA